Phialemonium atrogriseum is the source of this 11937-nucleotide messenger RNA. RefSeq lists its product as uncharacterized. Lineage: Eukaryota; Fungi; Ascomycota; Sordariomycetes; Cephalothecales; Cephalothecaceae. The transcript is spliced from 7 exons. Gene Ontology annotation, biological process: secondary metabolite biosynthetic process; fatty acid biosynthetic process. The annotation marks the transcript as partial. Gene Ontology annotation, molecular function: fatty acid synthase activity; 3-oxoacyl-[acyl-carrier-protein] synthase activity; phosphopantetheine binding. The record is from RefSeq and is a predicted model, not a curated record.
AUGGCGACCUAUACACAUCCCCCGAAGGAACCGAUUGCUAUUAUCGGCAGCGGAUGCCGCUUCCCAGGGAAUGCUAGCUCGUCGUCUCGGUUGUGGAACUUGCUUGCCUCUCCUCGGGAUCUGUCUAGACGAGUACCAGAGACCCGAUUUAACCCUGAUGGAUUCUAUCACGUUAACGGAGAGCAUCAUGGUGCCAGCAAUGUCACCAAGUCUUACUUCCUGGAUGAAGAUCCACGACUGUUCGAUUCUGUCUUUUUCAACAUCACGCCGAGGGAGGCAGAGGCAAUCGAUCCACAGCAGAGGCUGCUCCUGGAGACCGUGUUCGAGGCGAUGGAGUCAGCUGGCCUCACCAUCAAAGGCCUCCAGGGAAGUCAAACGUCGGCCUAUGUUGGCAUCAUGACUGCCGACUACACCGAUACCCACGCCAGGGACCCCGAGUUGUUUUCUCAGUACCAGGCAACUGGAACGUCCAGAUCGCUGGUAUCCAAUCGACUCUCAUACUUCUUCGAUUGGAAGGGGCCGUCCAUGACUGUCGACACGGCUUGCUCGUCUAGCUUGACGGCUAUCCACCUCGCUUCGCAGAGCCUCCGCAGCGGCGAAAGUGAGGUUGCCUGUGCCGCAGGAGCAAACCUGCUGCUUGGGCCCGACCUCUUCAUUGGCGCAACAAGCCUUCACAUGAUCUCGCCGUCAGGGAAGUCUCAGAUGUGGGAUGCCGGGGCCGAUGGCUACGCCCGCGGUGAAGGAAUUGCGGCUGUUUUCCUCAAGACCCUGUCGCAGGCUCUCAAGGACGGCGACCGAAUUGAGGCCCUGAUUCGGGAGACAGGGGUCAAUUCUGAUGGCCGGACCAAGGGCAUCACGCUUCCCAGCCCCGAAGCACAGGCAAGGUUGAUAAGGGAUACUUACCAAAACGCUGGCCUGGAUAUCCUGGAUCCCAAGGACAGGCCGCAGUACUUUGAGGCUCACGGAACCGGAACUCAGGCCGGAGACCCAAGAGAAGCGUCAGCAAUCAAGUCUGCCUUCUUCCCAAACGAAGAGCAAGACACCAAACUUCUCGUUGGCUCCAUCAAGACCAUCAUCGGACACACGGAAGGGUGUGCUGGCAUCGCCGGCGUUCUCAAGGCCAGCUUGGCGAUGCAGAACAAAACAGUCCCGCCGAACCAGCACCUCAAGAACCUCAACCCCAGUGUGAGCCCCUCAUACGGCAACCUGCGUAUUCCCACCGAGAUCACUCCGUGGCCCGAAGUUCCAAAGGGCCACCCACUCCGAGCCAGUGUUAACAGCUUCGGAUUCGGGGGGACGAAUUCCCACGCCAUCAUUGAGACCUAUGUCCCAGAACUACACGACAGCGGUCCCUGGGGAAAGGGGCGCAGCAGUCUGUCAGAGGUAGCGCUGCAGGCUCUUGAUAGAAACUUCUCAGCCGUACCACUUGUUUUAUCUGCCAACUCCGACAAGGCCCUGAUUGCGAUGGCGACAGGAUAUGCCGAGUUCUUGAGGUCGGAAAAAGUGAACAUCUCCCACCUCACUUGGACUCUGCAAGCCCGGCGCACUGCUCUGCCCCACAAGAUUUGUUUCUCGGGCACGACACAGGAGGACAUUCUGGCAGACAUUGAGAAGAAGCUCGCCAAAAUUGAAGAUCGCUCUGGGGUCGAGUUCGGGUUCCGAUCCAGCUUUCCCGCCAACGACCAAGACCCACGCAUCCUGGGAAUCUUCACUGGCCAGGGCGCCCAAUGGCCCCAGAUGGGCCGCCAUCUCAUACUGAACUUGCAUCGGUUCAGGUCGACUAUUGAGGUGCUGGAGGAGUCACUCAGAGCCCUCCCUGAUCCUCCCACCUGGUCCUUGACGGCCGAGCUUAUGGCCGAACCGGCAACGUCCCGGCUGGACGAGGCAUCUAUCUCGCAACCGCUGUGCACAGCCGUGCAGGUUGCGCUGGUUGACAUGCUGAAGGACUCGGGCGUCGUCUUCCAUACAGUCGUCGGCCACUCCUCCGGAGAGAUCGCUGCAGCGUAUGCCGCCGGGAGGAUAUCCGCCGUCGACGCCAUCCGCAUUGCCUACUACCGGGGCGUGCACGCAAAGCUCGCCCGAGGGAGGGCGGGACAGAAGGGAUCCAUGAUCGCGGUUGGAUUCGGGAUAGGUGAGGCUAGGUCGUUCUGCAGCUCGCCCGAUCUUCUAGGACGACUCGCGGUGGCGGCGAGUAACGCCUCCGGGAGCGUCACGCUCUCAGGGGAUGAGGAUGCCGUACAGGCGGCGAAGAAGCGACUCGAUGCGGAAGGGCUCUUCAACAGGGUCCUCAAGGUCGACACGGCCUAUCACUCGCAUCACAUGGAGCCCUGUGCGGAAGCCUACGUUGAGUCUCUCCGGUCCUGCGACAUCCAAGUCCAGCCAGGGAAUGGCCGAUGCACUUGGGUGUCGAGCGUGUAUGGCUCGUCCAGAACUCCAACCGCGGAGGAACUCCGCGGCAGUUACUGGCGUGACAACAUGGUGCAGACGGUGCUCUUCUCGCAGGCUGUGGACCAGGCGGUCGACGUGCUCGAUCCGUUCGACUUGAUCCUCGAGGUCGGACCGCACCCGGCGCUCCGUGGCCCGACCCUCCAGACGGCCAAGGAGAAGCUCGGCCGCGAGAUCCCGCACGCGGGCGUCCUGGACCGGAAGAAGAACGACGUGGUGGCGUUCUCGGACGCCCUGGGCUCCAUCUGGACGCGACUCGGCGCCGAGUCGGUCGACUUCUCGGGCUACUACGCGUCCGCCACCGCAGGCGCGGCGAGGCCGACCCCCAUGGCGGGGCUGCCCACCUACCCGUGGGAGCACGACAGCGUCCUGUGGCGGGAGUCGCGGCUCAACAAGCAGUUCCGCUCCAGGAGCCAGCCGCCCCACGAGCUGCUCGGGGUCAGGACGCCCGACGACACCCCACACGAGCCGCGGUGGCGCAACUUGCUGAAGCUGGAGGAGUUGCCUUGGCUCGGUGACCACCGCGUCCAGGGCCAGGUCGUCGUCCCUGGUGCGACAUACUGUGUUAUGGCCCUGGAGGCAGCCAAGGUUUUGAGUGGCGGGAGGGCGCUGCGCAUGGUUGAGCUGCGCGACUUGGUCAUUCAGAGGGCCAUCGUCCUCGACGAGGCCUCCGAGGCUACCGAGACGUUGUUCUCGCUAAGGGAGACCGGGGUGCGGGCGGGCAAGUCGGGUGACUACCGGGAGAUCAUCACGGCGGACUUUAGCCUCAGUGCUGGUGCUGUUGAGGAUGGGGUCAUGAGGAAGGUGUGCCACGGAGAGCUGCACAUCUACACUGGCGAUGACCCGGAGCCCAUGCUUCCCCACCGCCCCGAUGCCCAGCCGGGACUGAGUCACAUGAGCAUUGAACGCUUCUAUUCCUCCGUCGGAGAGAUCGGGCUGCAGUACUCGGGCCCCUUCAAGGGCCUGAUAUACGCCGAGCGGCGCAUGGAUCUGCUGUCCGGCGUGGUGGCCAGGCACGACGUCGCCGCCGGCUUGCCCGUGCACCCUACCUGGCUCGACGUCUGCUUCCAGGCCCUCUUCGCGGCAUUCGCGGCGCCCGGGGACGGCACCCUGUGGACCGCCUUCGUGCCGAGCUCCAUCCGCCGCAUCAAGUUUGGUCCCAUGGCCGGCGUCGUGGCCGAGGGCGGAUCCCCCACCUACAGCGUCGAUGCCUACUUGACCGGCUUCCAGCCUGCGCAGCCGUCUCUGCUGUCGACGAUCACGGGGGAUAUUAGCGUCUUCAACGGGUCGACCGGGGCGAUGGAUAUCCAGAUCGAGGACCUGAUUAUGACGGCGCUGCUUCCGUCGACGCCGAGUGAUGACCGGCAGAUGUACCUCCGGACUGUCUGGAAGGAAGAUAUCAACUCGGGCAUUGUGGUCCCGGAUGACAUCUUUGACUCUGGCACAGACCUUGAGGUUGCUGAUGCCUGUGACCUUGUUGCGUUUGAUUAUCUGCAAAAGCUCGAGAAGUCGAUCGCAGUUGGAAACAAAGCCGGCCCGGACAAUCCGUUUCGGCCGAUGCUGGAAGACCAGCACCACCUGGCAAAGAACCGAGGUUCGGAGCACCAGCCGCACAUCUCCAGCAUCAAGAACUCCUUCCGAGACUCCAUCGACAUGCAGCUGGUAGCCGCCGUGGGAGACAACCUGCUCAAGAAAUAUCGGGGCCAGAACCACCAGCAAGGCUUGCACUCAACAAGGCUUUUAUUUGCGCAGCUUCUCAGAAACGGCAUCGGAGCCCACCGCCAGAGCACCCAGCUCCUCCACGCUGUCAAGCAGAUCAUCCACCGAUACCCUCGCCUGAGGAUACUGCAGGUCGGCGCCGACUCAAACGUCGAUCUCCGGAGCCUGGUCGCGGAGCUUGGCGAAGCUUUCGGCUCCUACACUGUGGUAGAUGAAUCAUCGACAGCGCUGAAUGAGCUGCAGGGACAAACAAGCGAUCCGCGAGUCAAGUUCCUACAGCUUCGGAUGGGCGAAGAUCUAGCCGGCCAGGAGGUCGAGCCCGGCUCGUUCGAGCUCGCCAUCUGCAGUCGCCGGAGCAGCUGGAACGCACCGCGUGUGCUGGGCAAUGUGCGGGCGCUGCUCCGCCCCGGCGGCUACCUGCUAUUCCUGGACUUGGCGCACGACGUGCUGCGGCAUUCCUUUGUCGUGAUGGGACUCGGCCUGCUCGAUGGGAGUGUGCCUGCCAAUUUGCGGGGCGGGUUGUUGUCUCCUGUCCGGUGGGAUAAGACUUUGAGGGAAAGCGGAUUUACGGGCGUGGAUGGGGCAGUUCACGAUAGUGAGACGCUGGGGGAGAAUUCGCGGGUGCUCCUGGUUUCGCAGGCUACCGACGACGUUAUCAACCUCAUUCGGCACCCCCUCGAGGUGUCGGAUGUCAGUCGUUUUCCUGGCCUAGCUGACAGAGUACUGUUCAUUGGCGGGCGGACUCUCAAGACGAAAAAGGUCAUCUCCAAGCUACGGUCUUUGAUGAGGACUUGGGACAUCGACGUGGUCACCACCGAGUCUCUCCGGGAUCUUGACGCCGAUCAGUUAUUGACUGUCGACUCUGUGGUCAGCUUGGCAGACCUGGAUUCCCCGACCUUCAAGCACCUCGACGCAAAGACGUUGGCGAAUCUCCAGCAAAUCUGCAAUCUUGCCAAGAUAAUACUCUGGGUAACCACCGGAGCCACUGGAGACGAUCCAUAUCACAGCGCCAUUGUCGGUCUGGGAAGAACGAUCCUGAGCGAGAACCCGCAACUCUCGUUGCAGCUCAUCGACGUGGAUGCCAUCGAAGGGAGCGAAACCUUCCUCGCUGAAUCGUUCAUCAGGCUCAAGGUCUCAAAUCUUCCCGGAGUGCACAAGGACUCUCAUCUCUGGUCUGUUGAGACGGAGCUCGCAGUUGUAGGGGGAAAAGUCAUGAUUCCACGCGUGGUGCUCGACGUCGAACGGAACAACCGCCUCAACUCGAACAGGCGGGUCAUCAACUCAACCACAUCGGACCAGGGCGAUACCCGGCGCCUCGAGCUCCUUCCCUACCCAUCAGCGACAAAAGGGAAUAUCGUCGGUACGGUUUGGCUAGACGUCGAGUGCAGCUCCGCCAAUCCCGUGGUUCUGCAGAGAGGAGGUGGACUAUACGUCUGCAUAGGGACCGCCGAUGGAAACGGCUCGCGACUCGUUGCCUUCUCGCCGGAGAAUGCUUCGCGUCUAGGCGUCAAGAGAGACGGCACAAUCCGCUGCGACCUAAUCCCUGGCUCCGAGGCGGAGGUGUUGUCAGCUCUCGCGUGCUUUAUCCAAGCUUCGGCCAUCACGGCGUCCAUUACCAGGGGACAAACCGCCGUGGUAGUGGGAGCUGACCGAAAGCUGAUACGCGCCCUGCGGAAGACGGUCCUAGAGGCUGGCAAGAAAGUCAUCUUCCUGACCACCGACCAAUCCGUGGCAGGCUAUGAGGCAACUGUUGUUGUACAUCCGCAGGCUUCUGAGAGGCAAGUCAGGGCGCAGCUUCCGGGAAAUAUUGGGAUCUACAUCGACUGUUCCACUGCCGGCAGUGCCCUGGAAAAGUCAUUAGUGGAACGCUUAGCAGCUGGAGGUGCAGUCGUCAAGUCUGGCAUCCACACCACCACCAUAGCUCCUGAUGUGAAGCUGGACGAGCUCCUCUCGUCGGCCCUCCGGCUCGCAAAGACCUACACACUAGAGAGCCCCAACGCUUUCUCCAGCUCCGCAGUCUCGGUCUCAGAGCUGGUAUCCGAUAGACAUAAAGCCGUACCCUGGGCCAUCGUCGACUGGACCCUCGACCAGAAGCUAACCAUCCAGCAGCUCCCCACGACCUCGCACCAGCUCUUCCGCGGGGACCGGACAUACAUCCUCUUCGGGCUCACCGGCCAGAUCGGGCAGUCCAUUACCCGGUGGAUGGUCAGCAACGCGGCGCGGCACAUCGUCGUCGCCAGCCGCAACCCCAGCCAGGAUGCCGCGUGGAAGGACGAGCUCCGCGGUCGGGGCGCGGUGGUUCGCGUCGAGGCCGUCGAUAUUACGGAUAAAUCAGACGUCGGACGGCUCUGCCGCGAGGUCGAAUCUACCAUGCCACCAGUGGCGGGGGUUGCUAACGGGGCGAUGGUGUUGUCUGAUGGGCUGUUUGCUGAUAUGAGCCUCGAGGGCAUGCAGAGGGUGCUGAGACCCAAGAUGGAGGGAUCCAGGAUCUUGGACGAGGUCUUUGGUUCUCGGGACUUGGACUUCUUUAUCAUUUUCUCGUCGCUGUCGGGGGUGAUUGGCAUGCCAAGUCAGUCGAACUAUGCUGCCGCGAACAUGUACAUGGUCGGUCUCGCUGCGCAGCGCAGAAAGCGGGGCCUGGCCGCCUCCGUCGUCGACCUGGGCAUGAUCCUCGGCAUCGGCUACAUCAGCCGGGCCGAGGGCGACGAAGGUAAGGGGACUGUCGAGACUUCGUUGAGAAAGCAGAACUACAUGCCGGUCGCCGAACGAGACAUGCACCACAUACUCACCGAGGCCAUCGUGGCGGGGAAGUACGGCCCUCCGGACGAGUGCGAGAUCAUCACGGGGCUGGAGAGAUACGAUCCCUCGGCCGAGAACCACCCCGUGUGGCUCAGGAACCCGCGAUUCUCCCACCUGAUCAAGUCGAGCGCCUCCGCGGAUAAGCGUGGGAUGAACAGUGCCGAGAAGAGCCUUAGGGCCGAGCUUGAUGUUGCGGAAGGUCUCCUUGUCAACCAGAUUAGUGUCAGCAUCCCAAUUAUCGAUCUUGGAAUCGACUCGCUGGUGGCUGUCGAGAUCCGCACGUGGUUCUCGGCCGAAACUGGGCAGGAUAUUCCUGUGCUGAAGAUAUUGGGAGGGGCGACAAUCAGGCAACUCUGUACCGAAGUUGCAGCUGGUCUGUCACUCGGACCGAACCAUCGUGAAGCCACAGCUUCUACAGUGGAGGUGGAGGCACGGAUAGAGUCCGAUGUUGAGAAGCCAGGUCAAUCUCCGAGUACGCCGAGUCCCCUGAUCGACUCAUUAUUACUCCCCGCCACUCCAAACUCGGAAAAGUCUACGAUAUACGCGACAGACGGCGCAGACACGCCGCCGAGCAGCGUGCAAUCAGUCGUUGGCAUCGGAUCUAAGCAAGACAGCCCCGCCGUGGUGCGGAUAGCGCCUCUGUCUCUGGGCCAGGCUCGGUUCUACUUCCCGUCACUAUACCUGGAUGACAAGUCUCCAUUCAACUGCACGACUUCGUACCGCAUCACCGGGCCACUUGACCUCCAGCGGCUAGCCAAGGCACUGCGCACGGUAACGCAGCGGCAUGAAAUCUUGCGGACAUCUUUCACGACGGACCCGGCAACCGGAAAGGGAGUCCAGUCUGUGCUCGAGACUUCCACCUUCCAGAUGAAGACAAUCUCGUCCAGUGAUGAAACUGCGGUGGAGGCCGAGUUUCGACGCAUGCACAGCCACGCCUUUGACCUCGAGAGAGGCGACACGCUCAGGGCGACGGUGCUGUCCCACAGCACAAGGAAACACACCAUCAUAUUUGGCUACCACCACAUCGUCAUGGACGGCGUAAGCUGGCAGGUCUUCCUGCAGGACGCUGCCGACUAUUACAGCGACGCAGCUGGGUCACCCCUUAACAUGCAGUACAUCGACUUCGCGAAGAAACAGGCCGAUGACCUCUCGUCUGACGCCUACAAGGAACGGCUAGAGUACUGGAAGUCCGAGUUCCCAACACCGCCAGACCCGAUGCCGUUGUUCCCGUUCGCAAAGGUCAGCGUGAGGAAGGCGGUCACCCAUUACAAGACGCGCGACGUCGUGACGCACGUCGACCGCGAGUUCGUGGCGCGGAUCCGACAGGCAGCGCAGGGGUCGCGCGCAACAUCGUUCCACUUCUGGUUCACCGUCUUCCAGGCGAUGCUGUACCGGUUCCUCAGCGUCCCGCAGCUGUGCAUCGGCAUCGUCGACGCGAACCGCUCCGACCAGGCAUUCGCCAAGACCAUCGGCUUCCUGCUCGAGAUCAUGCCCGUCAAGUUCGUCCCGGACGGGACCCAGAAGUUCAGCACCAUGGUCCAGAACACACGGUCUAAGAUCUACGGCGCCCUGGGCCGCAGCGGGGUCCCGAUCGAGGAGAUCGCCCGCGCCUGCGGCGUCCCGGCGAGCACGACCGAGACGCCGCUCUUCCAGGCCGUGUUCAACUACCGCAUGGGCGCGACGAGGACGCCCGACAUGGACGGCGUCAAGAUGGGGCUGCUCGACUAUGCCGAUGCCACGACCCCGUUUGACCUCUCCAUCUCGGUCGACGAAAAGGACGACGGGACGGGCAUGAUUACUUUUGCGAUGCUCGACUAUUUGUACGACAGCGAGGGCGCCGACAUACUGGUCAACACGUACAAGCACAUGCUCGACGUGUUGUCUCGAGACCCUUCCAUCGUGGUCGAUGACAUCCCGCUGUUUCCCCCGGCCAUGAUAGACGAGGCCGUGGCUUUGGGGACUGGUCCGGUCGUGUUAGAUAACGGCAACUGGCCGCGGAAGGAGACCGUGUCCCAGCGGAUUGCUUCGUGGGCUGCCAAGGAUCCAGACGCGGUCGCAGUCAAGGACAUGACCGGCUCGACCAAAACCUACUAUCAGGUAUCGCGCCGCGCAGAUGCUAUCGCCGGUGCCCUCCGCCGAGUGGGUGUCUCGGCCGGUUCCUUUGUGUGUGUCCUGAGCGAGCCGACCGUCGACACCGUCAGCUACAUCCUGGCCAUCCUCCGGCUCGGGGCCAUAUACGUCCCUCUGGACAUCCGGAACACCGACGAGAGGCUCCUGGCCGUCAUCGAGGAAUCCAUGGCCGGGUUCCUGCUUUUCCAAACAGCAACCAAGGAUAGAGCGAUGAAGCUACGGCGACAGGACACGAAAUGCCUAAACCUCUCUGUCCUCCCGCAGGACAGCUCGACAGCUAUCGUCAUUGACGUCUCAAAACCAGACAGUCUAGCCUUUGUGCUGUAUACAUCGGGGUCGACAGGCCGACCCAAGGGAAUCGCGCUGACAAACAUCAACAUGUCGGUCCAGAACGCCUCCGUCACCCAGCGCCUGAACCUCGGGCGCGAGGUAGUGCUGCAGCAGAGCGGGCUGGGCUUCGACGCAUCGCUGUGCCAGAUCUUCAUGUGCCUCUGCAACGGCGGCACCCUCGUCAUGGGCGACAACAGGGGCGACCCCGCCGACCUCGCGGCCCUGGUGGAGCGCGAGCGCGUGACUUUCACCAUUUGCAUGAUGUCCGAGAUGGCCGCCAUCAUCCGUCACGGCCGCGAAGCCCUCGCCCGCUGCUCCUCCUCCUGGCGCCUGGCCAUGUGCGCAGGCGAGGCGUUCACUCCGCAGCUCGCCGAGCUGUUCGCCGGCCUCGACCUGCCCGGCCUCAGGGUCGUCAACGCGUACGGGCCCACCGAGGGCACCAUCAUGGCCACUAUUGGCGACGUUGCCUACCGCGAAAUCACCACGGCGAGCGACGCGACAAUCAGUGUUGGCGAGGUGAUCCCCGGCUACGGCGUCUACAUCGUCGACGACGACGACGCGAAACCCCUCCCCCGCGGCUGGCCCGGCCAGGUCGCCCUCGCGGGACCGGGCAUCGCCUCGGGCUACCUGCACAACCCUGACCUGACCGACGCCAAGUUCAGGCCCGACACCAUAUCCCCCAGGCGGCCGCCGGCUGUUGCUGCUGCUAAUACCGAGUCGGCGGGACGGGGAAGGCUGUACCUCACGGGCGACAAGGGCCGGCUCCUCCGCGGCGGCCGCUUCGUGAUCCUGGGACGCACCGAUGGCGAUAGCCAGGUCAAACUGCGCGGGAUGCGCGUCGAGCUGCAGGAGGUGGCACGGGCGAUGCUGCGCGCCUCGGAGGGCGUGUUGGCGGAUGCGGCCGUCGUUGCGCGCGGUGGCGGUGGCGGUGGGGAGGGGGCGGGACGGUUCCUCGUCGCGUUUGUCGUGUUUGCUGGCGGGCACGGCGUCGAUGAUGCCGAGGCCUACCUGGCUGGGCUUGUCCGCGGGCUGCCCCUUCCGGCGUACAUGCGUCCGGCCCUGGCAGUGCCGAUCGAUAGUCUCCCUGUGACGGGGCGCGGGAAGUUGGACACCAGGGCGUUGGCGGCGUUGCCUCUGCCCGAACUCUCUGGUACUGAGGACGAUGAUGCCGCUGCGGACGAGCUGACCGAGACCGAGAGCCGGCUCAGGGGGGUGUGGCGGGAUGUGCUCUCCGAAGUCGGCGUCAACCUCGCCAUCAAAAAGACGUCCGACUUCUUCUCGGUGGGUGGCAACUCGCUGCUGCUCAUGCAGCUCCGCGUCAAGAUCCGCAAGACCUUCGACGUCGACAUCCCCCUCGUCGAGCUGUUCCAGUCCAGCACCCUGGAGGCCCUGGCCGCGCGCCUCUCCGGCACAGCCCACGGACAAGAAGCCAUCGAUUGGGAAGAGGAGACGCGCCCCGGCGACGACAGGCCGAUAAUCCCACCCCAACUCUGGCCACAGCCCGACCAAACAUCCCCCCCUGCCCACGAUGGCGGACCCAUCACCGUCCUCCUCACCGGCGCAACAGGCUUCCUCGGCAGCGGCCUCCUCCGCCACCUCCAAGCCCACCCACGCGUGUCGCGUAUCCACUGCGUCGCCAUCCGCCCCGGCCGCAGCCUACCCCUGACCUCCCCCAAAAUCGUCCCCCACGCAGGCGACCUAUCCCUCCCACUCCUCGGCAUGGACCCGUCCGAAGCGGCAUCCGUCCUCGCCGAGACACACGUCAUCAUCCACAACGGCGCCGCCGUGUCGCACCUCAAGAGCUACGCCACCCUCAGCCCCGCCAACGUCGCCUCCACGAGGGUCCUCGCCCGCCUGGCACUCGCCAGCCGCCGGCGGUCCCCGCCCCCCGCCUUCCACCUCGUCUCUACCGCCGGCGUCGCCCGCCUGUCCGGCCGCGACGCCCUCCCAGAGGUGUCCCUGGCCGCGCACCCGCCCCCCACCGACGGAACCGACGGGUAUGUCGCCACCAAGUGGGCGGGCGAGCGCCUGCUCGAGCGGGCCGCGGCUGGGGCUGGGGUCGAGGGGUGGCGCGUCUACGUGCAUCGGCCGAGUAGCAUCACGGCUGGGGAUGGGGGGGACGGCGUCCCUGGGAGUGAUAUCACGCAUAACACGCUGCGGUAUUCGAGGCUGCUGAGGGCGGUGCCGGAUCUUGCGGGCGCGACGGGGGCGUUUGACUUUGUUGAUGUUGAGACUAUCUCUGCGCGGAUUGUCGGGGAUGCGGUGGAGAGUGUGGCGGGGAGGGGGGAGGGUGGGCGGGGGGUGGUGUAUAGGCACCAGAGUGGCGAGACGGUGGUGCCGGUUGGGCGGUUGAGGGAGUUCCUGGGACACUCCGAGGAGGCUCCGUUUGAGGUGCUGGAGAUGGAUGCUUGGGUCAAGGCUGCGGUGGGUGUUGGGAUGGAUGAGCUGGUUGGGAGCUUUCUUGCGGCGACGAAGGGGAGGAUUCAUAUGCCGUUGCUGGUCAGAGGUGAUGAA